Trichoderma citrinoviride is the source of this 903-nucleotide messenger RNA. RefSeq names its product 3-oxo-5-alpha-steroid 4-dehydrogenase. Lineage: Eukaryota; Fungi; Ascomycota; Sordariomycetes; Hypocreales; Hypocreaceae. Gene Ontology annotation, biological process: steroid metabolic process. The transcript is spliced from 3 exons. The coding region runs from base 1 to 903 and encodes 300 amino acids. The record is from RefSeq and is a predicted model, not a curated record. Gene Ontology annotation, cellular component: membrane. Gene Ontology annotation, molecular function: 3-oxo-5-alpha-steroid 4-dehydrogenase activity.
AUGUCGUCCCUCCUCGAAGGCAUAUUCCCGCCCUCGCGCGAAACCUACGAAAUCCUGCUCCGAAGCUGGCAAAUCGGGUAUCCCAUCAUUGGCUCCAUGCAGUGGAUCAUCAAAUGGUACGGCAUGGGCAAAACCUCCGUCGCCAGCCCGUUCAACAUCCCCGGCCGCGUCGCCUGGAUGACCAUGGAGAGCCCGGGCUUCCUGACGCUGCUCUACGUGAUGAAUACGCUGCCGCAAAAGGUCGGGAUCGAAGACUUGCCGUGGCAGAAUAGAGUCCUCGGCGGCCUCUUUGUCAUCCACUACUCCUACAGAGCCAUCCUCUUCCCGCUCCUCCAGCCCUCCAUGUCCCCCAUCCACGUCGGCGUCUGGGCCCUCGCCAUCGGCUUCCAGCUCUGCAACGCCCUCUGCCUGUCCUCGUGGCUAUCCGCCUACGGGCCCGUCACCCCCGAAGCAUGGGCCUCUUCAUCCUCCCUCCCGCAGUUCAUCUUCGGAAUCGGCAUCUUCUACCUCGGCCUCUCGUCCAACUUCUUUCACGACGAGGAGCUGCGUGAGAUUCGAAGGAGGGAACAGAAGCGCCAGGAACGCAUCCGCGCACAACAACAACAGCAACAAUCAUCCAACAACACCAAUGGCGGCAGCGGCGGCGGCGUGGAAAAGCACUACCAGAUUCCCCAGGCGGGACUCUUCCGAUACGUCCUCUACCCGCACUACCUCUCCGAGUGGAUCGAGUGGCUCGGCUUCUACAUGGCCGCCGGCUGGGGCUGCGCGCCCGCCCGCGCGUUCCUCGUCAACGAAGUCUUCUCGAUGCUGCCCCGGGCCGUCAACGGCAAGAAGUGGUACGCCGAGAGGUUUGGGGAGGAGAAGAUUCGGGGCAAGUGGGCUGUUAUUCCGGGGGUUUUGUGA